Messenger RNA from Mercenaria mercenaria, 635 nucleotides. RefSeq lists its product as uncharacterized. Lineage: Eukaryota; Metazoa; Mollusca; Bivalvia; Venerida; Veneridae. Bases 47 to 445 code for a protein of 132 amino acids. The transcript is spliced from 2 exons. The record is from RefSeq and is a predicted model, not a curated record.
AUUGCAGGAGAACAACCAUAUACGAUGUCAGAAUAAAGUAAGACAAAUGGAGCAGCAGAAUUUAACCAAUUUAAUACAUACUACUUUCCAUCAAAUGGAUAGCGAGAAUAUAUACACGGGCACAUACUUAAAGAUCGCAAGACUGACCUAUCUGUUUCAGCAGAUUAAGUACAAAAUGUCGUCUGCAAUAGAAGAAUGCUGCUUACAGUUCCCGAGUCACAUCUUCCAGAGAAUGAAAAGCAGAAUUCUUAGCAAAUGGUUUAUAGUCCAAGACAAGUGUGGCGAUUUCAUUGGUCCCUCACAAUGUGACGCAAGCACUGAAAUAAUCAUUGAAUCACCAAUGAGAUGUGAGGACGCACGUGACGUCAUUUAUCUCUUACUGAAACACGCGCAUCACAUUUUGCUACAGUCUAUUCCUGUUAUAGACAUUGCUGUUACGGAAUAAAUUAAACAUUUUUCUUGCAAGAGCAAUGGAACAAUUUGCGUAUCUUGCGCAAAAGGCAGAUUGGUGCUUUCAUAUGAUUUGAUAAUACUAUUGGCAGUAACUGUCAUAAUUAUUAAAUAUUGCCUGAGUUUACACAAGCAUUAUACGUAUCUUGCGAAUGAUGUGCAUAUAUGUUAUUUAAAUAAACUUG